Molecule: messenger RNA, 2318 nt
Organism: Perca fluviatilis (European perch)
Lineage: Eukaryota; Metazoa; Chordata; Actinopteri; Perciformes; Percidae
Exons: 23
Coding region: 98-2257 (719 amino acids)
Molecular function (GO): carbohydrate binding
Source: RefSeq, a predicted model, not a curated record
GGCAAAGGCAGUCCUUGAUCCAGCAUAACAGCCUACAGGUGUGUCUCUUCCAGCCAGCUUCUGUCUUACUUCACCUCAGACCGGAUCUUCUAAAACCAUGCUCUGCUUCACACUCAGCACCACACUGUUGCUGGCAGCGACGUGUUCGCUCAUGACAGCAGUUGUCUCCCUAGAGAAAGCUACCACCUGUGGCAGCGACUGGAAUGUCCAGCGCCUGAGCUGUGAUGACGGAGUGAUCAGUGUGCAGACAGCACUGUAUGGACGUGCAGACGCUGUGACCUGCAGUGAGGGAAGACCUCCGGCACAGCUCUCCAAUACACACUGCUCUCAAGCUGGCACAGUGGACGUUGUCAAGCAAAGGUGUGAUGGCAAGAGGGAGUGUGAACUAAACAUCAAUGUUUUUUAUACCUCUGAUCCCUGCUAUGGCACCUACAAAUACCUGAACACCACAUACACCUGCCUCCCAGCAACUCACCUUGUUGCCUGUCAGGGCUCUUUGGCGCAACUCCAGUGUGAUCAAGGACAGGUUAUAUCUGUGAAUGCUACAAACUAUGGACGUCGUGACCAGACCACCUGCAUUUACCAACGGCCUCUCUAUCAAAUUCGAAAUAACGGCUGGCGAAGCCCCACACCCCAAGUUGCUGCCAGCUGUAAUGGACAAAACAGCUGUACCAUCGCAGCAAGCAACUCUGUGUUUGGAGACCCCUGUUAUGGCACUUACAAGUAUCUGGAGGUGGCUUACACAUGUGACCAUCCUGGGAAUUCUCCGCUUCCAUAUAUAAUUCGUGCAGCUAAGAAGAGGAAACACAUCGUUCCCCUGAGACCGCACAGUCCCGGAAGUCUAAAAGGAUGCCACGGGCGUCUGCGGUCCAUUUUUGGUUGGGCUUCUGCGGAGAAACUUCUUUUCACCAAGAAGGUGUUGGAAUUUGGCUUGACUGUGCAGUGUUUGCUCUGCUCUGAGCCAGACCGGCACCCUCCUCUCCUGGAGAAGCUCGCCAUUCAGCGACAGUGGUUGGCAGAGAGGCCUUGGCCCGCUACUUUGCCAGCUUCCCCAGAACUCUUGGGAGACUGCUCAGACGCUACCCUGCGUCUUCACGGGACCCGUGGAGGCGUGGCGAGGGCGUCGCUCUUCAGCCAUCCCAAUCCACGUGCCUGUGGCUCACAGCCCGUCAGGCCCGCCCCACUGCAGCCCGGUCGCGCGUUCCAGUCGCCACGCAGCCCGCCUGCACAGCUGGUGCGUGUUCCUGCGCGUUGGCUGAUGCGUUCCUGUGGUGUGCAGUCUCCUGCUCUGGUCCCUGCUGACCGUUGCUUCCCGGCCCGGGGUUUCAGCUCAUUGCCUGCAGGUGGGGGUGCCCGCCGGCCAGGGGUUCGGCCGCCGCCGGCGAGGUCUCGUGUUUCCCGUGCCCGGUUCUUUCGUUUUCCCCCUUGGACCCCCUCCGACUCCCCCUCCUACGUGGUUUUUUUGAUUUGGGUCGUCCCUCCUCCGGCCCCUCCGCCCUCCCUGGAACAGCCUACAGGUGUGUCUCUUCCAGCCAGCUUCUGUCUUACUUCACCUCAGACCGGAUCUUCUAAAACCAUGCUCUGCUUCACACUCAGCACCACACUGUUGCUGGCAGCAACGUGUUCGCUCAUGACAGCAGUUGUCUCCCUAGAGAAAGCUACCACCUGUGGCAGCGACUGGAAUGUCCAGCGCCUGAGCUGUGAUGACGGAGUGAUCAGUGUGCAGACAGCACUGUAUGGACGUGCAGACGCUGUGACCUGCAGUGAGGGAAGACCUCCGGCACAGCUCUCCAAUACACACUGCUCUCAAGCUGGCACAGUGGACGUUGUCAAGCAAAGGUGUGAUGGCAAGAGGGAGUGUGAACUAAACAUCAAUGUUUUUUAUACCUCUGAUCCCUGCUAUGGCACCUACAAAUACCUGAACACCACAUACACCUGCCUCCCAGCAAUUCACCUUGUUGCCUGUGAGGGCUCUUUGGCACAACUCCAGUGUGAUCAAGGACAGGUUAUAUCUGUGAAUGCUACAAACUAUGGACGUCGUGACCAGACCACCUGCAUUUACCAACGGCCUCUCUAUCAAAUUCAAAAUAACGGCUGCAUAAGCCCCACACUCCAAGUUGCUGCCAGCUGUAAUGGAUUUAACAGCUGUACCAUUGCAGCAAACAACUCUGUGUUUGGAGACCCCUGCGGCGGCACCUACAAGUAUCUGGAGGUGGCUUACACAUGUUACUAUCCUGAGAGUUCUCUGCUUCCAUAGUUUACCCAUGUAGGCAUACUGAUGUUUCACUUAUAUCACAAUAAACAUGCAUUCAAUUAAA